Messenger RNA from Eremothecium gossypii ATCC 10895, 1344 nucleotides. RefSeq names its product She9p (gene SHE9). The record is from RefSeq and is marked provisional. The transcript has a single exon. Gene Ontology annotation, biological process: inner mitochondrial membrane organization. Gene Ontology annotation, cellular component: mitochondrial inner membrane. The coding region runs from base 1 to 1344 and encodes 447 amino acids. NCBI's taxonomy places the organism in Eukaryota, Fungi, Ascomycota, Saccharomycetes, Saccharomycetales, Saccharomycetaceae.
AUGCCCAUAUAUCAAUUAGCACUUCCAAGGAGUGUGCUGCCCCGUUGCAGAGCGGUCCGGUAUUCCCGGCUGCUUCAUUCGGCGAGGUGUUACUCCCAGGACUCGCAGCCGAAACCAGGCAAUACCAUUCUUCAGCAACUGAGAAAGAAGCUAGAACCAUUUUGCAACUCCACCAAGGAUAAGCUUGAACAGACAUGUGCACAGGUCAGGUAUAGUUCAAUGCAGCUGCGGUAUCAUCUGGAAAAGGCAAGGGCCUCGGUGCAAGAGGCGAACAAGAAGCUUGUACAGCAAGAGAGGGAGGGAGAGAACUCGAUGCUGACGUUUAAUGACGAUCUCGAGAACAAGAGCAAGAUUGUGGACCUACCCUCUGAGCGGGAGCGUAAACGCCGGCAGUGGUCGCGGAAGCUGGAGUUUUACAUCGAUUCGCUACAAGAAACCAUCUUCACGGCAACCAAGGCAUUGAAUGACGUUACUGGGUACUCGUCGAUAGAAAAGCUGCGCAAGUCGAUAGACAUGAUGGAGACACAGCUGCAGGAGACCAAGAGGAAGCUGAUGCAGCUUCGGGAGGCGCAUAGCGACGCGGUUGCCGUCCGGAACCAGUCACAACGCCAGGUCAACGAGCUCUUGCAGCGGAAGCAUAUGUGGUCGCCCGGCGACCUGGAGAGCUUCACGCGACUGUACAAGGAGGACGCAGACAACGUGCGGCGCCAGGAGGAAGCCAAUGCCAGUCUCAAGGCGAUGGAGGCGAAAGAGGAAGAACUGUCGAACAGCCUGCACCGCGCCAUUCUGACCCGCUACCACGAGGAACAGAUCUGGUCGGACAAGAUCCGGCGCACCUCCACCUGGGGGACGUUUAUCCUAAUGGGUCUGAAUAUACUGCUCUUCUUGGUUGUGCAGCUGUUACUGGAACCGUGGAAGCGCCGCCGCUUGACGAACUCCUUCGAGGACAAGGUCAAAAGAGCGCUCGAGGACCACUCACUCCAGCAUAAUCUGGUGCUCGACCGACUAUCAGACCGCAUCUCCGAAAAAAUUGACGCAGAGAUGGUGCAUGGCAUAGCCCCAGUACCUCUACCAGAGCGAACAGAGCAGCCAGAGCAGCCUCCCGCUGCAACAACCUCCGGCCAGCCGUUAGGUCUGCGCGAGGCUCUGGCGAGCGUAGGAGCAGCCAUUGCUGCCGAGUUCGGCUUUUUUCAAGCCUGGAUCGCCGAUCAUGUACGAGCUAUUGGGGGUCCUACCCUCUCAGCAUUGCAGGGCUUCUCUGGGUGGCCUGUCUUGCACAUAGACCUGUACAAUACCGUCAUCUUCACCUGCGGUAUGCUACUCGGGCUUCUGGUCUCUCAUUAG